Messenger RNA from Leguminivora glycinivorella, 3769 nucleotides. RefSeq lists its product as uncharacterized. NCBI's taxonomy places the organism in Eukaryota, Metazoa, Arthropoda, Insecta, Lepidoptera, Tortricidae. The record is from RefSeq and is a predicted model, not a curated record. Gene Ontology annotation, biological process: proteolysis. Gene Ontology annotation, molecular function: zinc ion binding; metallocarboxypeptidase activity. The transcript is spliced from 23 exons. Bases 17 to 3769 code for a protein of 1250 amino acids.
AUUUGAUUAUCUAACAAUGUUUUUAUAUUUUGUAUUUUAUAUUGUUCUUAUCCUGAAUGUAUGUGAUGGAAUGAGAUACGACGGAUAUAUGCUUAUGCGGGGUUUGCCCGCUAAUAAAGUACAUUUGGAUUUCUUCAAAAACGUGACGAAGAAUUAUGAUGUCGACGUGUGGCAGGCUCCAGGGUCGGUCAACAAGCCUGUUGAUUUCGUUAUAAGCCCUGAACAUGCUGAAAUUGUAAAGUCUGCAGCGAUCAGUCAGAAUAUUCCCUUGGAAAUAUUGCAGAGUGAUAUACAGAGCGCGUUCGACAAUCAAACAGUUAACACCUACAGAAGACGCAACACCGAUUCCUUUACCUGGGACAGCUAUUACCGCGCAAAUGAUAUAGUCAAUUGGUUAAAAGAUCUUCAAUCAAAGUACCCAAAAGAAAUAAAAUUGUUCAGCAUCGGGAAAACAGCCGAGGGCAGGGAUAUUAUGUGCGUCAAGAUCGUCUUGAAAGGAUCGAAACCAAGGUCUAAAGUUAUAAUUGAAGGUAAUAUACAUGCCCGGGAGUGGAUUACGUCGGCUAUGGCUACCUAUAUCAUUAAUGAGCUGAUCCAUGCCCCCAAAGGAAAAAAUAAAGAAUGGAACAAAAUUGCUAACAAUUACGAAUGGUACAUUAUUCCUUUAUUGAAUGUGGACGGCUACGAAUAUUCGCACACAACUUCACGAAUGUGGAGGAAAAAUCGGCGUGGCGGUUUUGGAGUCGAUUUGAAUCGAAACUUCGAUAUCGCUUUUGGAACUGAUGCAACAGAAACCAGUAAAAAGUCUCCAAUAUACGCCGGCCCUAAACCAUUCUCUGAACCAGAAACCAAAAGUUUAAGAAAAUUUAUGAAAUCCGCAAGCAAGGGCUUGACUAUAAGCCAUUACAUAUCAAUACAUUCAUAUGGACAGCUCUUCAUCAUACCAUACGCAUAUACUACCGAACACCUUGAAAAUUUUAGUGAAAUGGAGAAAAUAGGAAAAAAAGUGGCAAAACGUAUUUUGAAGCGAUACGGAACAAAGUACGUUGUAGGAACAGCAUACGACACGGUGGGAUAUACGGCAUCUGGUGUUAGCGCAUGUUGGGUCAAGAAAGCGUAUAAAGUUCGGUACGUGAACGUCUUUGAGCUUCGUGACACUGGAAAAUACGGAUUCGCCUUGCCGAUAAACCAGAUAAAACCCACAUGUCUGGAAACUAUGGAUGGACUUAUGGAACUCCUCAAACCACGGGAAUCAAUCAAACUAUCAGAUUAUGAAGAGAACGAAUCCCAACCCGACGGCACGGCUGUAACAACGUUGAAUGGACUGGCCUUAUGGAGGAGAUACGAUGGAUUCAUGCUUUUGCGGGGUUUGCCUGCUAACGAACAAGAUUUGGAAUUUUUCAAAAAUGUAACGAAGAACUAUGAUGUUAACGUGUGGCAGCCUCCAGGAUUGGUCAACAAACCUGUUGAUUUCAUUAUAAGUCCUGAUCAUGCGAAUAUAGUGAAGUCCGCAGCCAGGAGUCAGAAUAUUUCCUUGGAAACGCUACAUGAUGACAUACAGACCGCGUUUGACAAUCAAACUGUGAACACGUACAGUCGACGCAACACCAAGUCAUUCAACUUUGACAGCUAUUAUCGCCCAAAUGAUAUCAUCAACUGGAUGAUGGACAUUAAGACACAGUAUCCUGAAGAAAUCAGCUUGUUUAGUAUCGGGAAAUCACUUGAAGGGAGGGAUAUUAUGUGUAUGAAGAUCAUCUUUAAGGGAUCAAAAAGAAGGUCCAAAGUUGUGAUUGAAGGCGGCAUACAUGCGCGUGAGUGGAUAGGAACAGCGAUGGUCACGUAUAUCAUUAACGAACUGAUCCAUGCCCGUAACGGCUUGAGGGACAACUUCAAGACUAUUGCUUAUAACUACGAGUGGUUUAUUAUUCCUAUAUUUAAUAUAGAUGGCUAUGAAUAUACUCAUACAACGGAUCGUAUGUGGAGAAAGAAUCGCCGCGGCGGUUACGGUGUCGAUCUGAAUCGAAACUUCGAUGCCGCUUUUGGAACCGUUGGUGUUACAUUAACCGACAAAGACUCAGAAGAAUAUUGCGGUCCCAAAGCUUUCUCUGAACCAGAAACCCAGCAUUUGAGAAGAUUCAUGCAGUCUACCAACAAGGGUCUACCGAUUAGCCACUACAUGUCCUUCCAUGCGUACGGGCAACUCUUCAUCAUACCGUACGCAUAUACUAAGAAACACCUUGACAAUUUUAAUGAAAUGAAAAAAAUUGGAGACAGAGCGGCGACACGUAUAAAGAAGAGGUACGGGACGGAGUAUACUGUAGGCACAGCAUUUGACACUGUGGGAUACAUGGCAGCUGGCGUCAGUGCGUGUUGGGCCAAGAAGACAUUUAAUAUUCCGUACGUAAACGUAUUCGAGCUCCGUGACACCGGCAAACACGGCUUCGCCCUACCAGCGCAUCACAUCAAGCAUACGUGCUUGGAAACCAUGGAUGGCCUCAUGGAGGUCCUCAAACCUCGCCAUGGAACCAAACUGUCAGGACAAGAUGAUAUGGACGGAGACACGCCUGGCGGCCAGGCUAUGACUACUUUUAAUGGAAUGGUCGUUUCGAUAAAUGUUUUUAUUAUGUGUGCAUUUGAUGACCAAACGGUCAAACGCUAUUUUCGACACCACCUGGAGUCGUUCACAUGGGAACACUAUUACGGUUUGGACGACAUUUACAACUGGCUGAGAGAUUUUAGCAUUGCACACCCUAAUGAGGUUCAGUUAUUGCCUAUAGGAAAGAGUAUUGAAAACAGGGACAUAUUUGCAGUGAGACUAAAGUUGAAUAAAGCUAAAAUUUGCAAGAACAGACAUAGACCCAAAGUCAUAGUGGAAGGUGGAAGCCACGGAAGGGAGUGGAUAUCCCCAGCGGUGGUUACCUACAUGAUCUACGCGUUAGUAAACGCGAAUAAUUCCAACAGCGAAGAGUUGAAGCUUGUAGCACCAAUGUACGAUUGGUUUUUCGUUCCUGUAAUGAACCCAGAUGGAUAUGUUUAUUCACAAACACAUGAUCGAUUGUGGAAGAAAAAUCGCCGUGGUGAUUAUGGUGUCGACUUAAAUCGCAAUUUCGGAAUUUUAUUUGGAAAAUUGGGAUCAAAAAGGGAUAAAAUAGAUGACGAAUACUGCGGCACAGAACCUUUCUCUGAACCGGAAUCUGCAGCAAUGGCUACGUUUGCGAGAGACAACAGCUUCAGUCUUGAAUACUAUCUGUCUUUUCAUGCUUAUGGACAGUAUAUAAUCCUUCCUUACUCCUUUUCUAGGAUGUAUGAAGAUAAUUACAAUAGUACGAAAAAGUUGGCUGAAUUGAUGGCUGAAAAACUAUUCACAAAAUAUCAAAUUGAAUAUAAAGUUGGCACUAAUUUUGAUACACAAGGAUACUUAGCGUCAGGUGUAAGUGCAGACUGGGUCAAAAGAGCAAUUAACGUUACUCACGUUGCAACCAUCAUGUUACCGGACACCGGAGCGCACGGUCUCGCGUUGCCACCAAAGCAGAUCUUGCCAACCUGCGUCUCCAUCAUGGAUGGUUUGCUAGCGUUCCUUGAUCCACCACAACCCGAAGAUGUGAAACGUGACGCAAUGAGAUUUAGCGAGAUAAACGAUAAAAGUGCCAUGUUUGCAGAAUUUUUGGAAGAAAAUGAAAUUAUUAAUGAUUAUGCUCCGAAAUUUGAUUCUUCAAGAUAUAUCUUUGUUUGUAAUGUGAUUGUGUACAUGUUUAGCAGAUUUAGAUAA